AUGGAUUUCAGCACUUCCUCAUCAGUUUUCCUGUUUGUGGCUGCUGUAGCCAGUGGGGAAGAUGUACUGUACGAAGCUAGCUACCCCAACGUGAGGUACAGCCCCUUCACGCCGAUCAUCACUGCCGAGGGUUUCGUCGCCGACACACCCGAGAUCGCCGCCGCUAAAAUUGCUCACUACGCCGCCUACUCCCAAGCUGUCGCUGCUUCGGGAGCAUCACCUGAUCACGUCUACCAAGAAUACAUCAACACCUUCAGAUCUACACCUGCGAUGUAUAACGUGCCUGCAGCUCCACUUACACCCACUGAAGAACCACAGUCCAAGUUUGUGGCUGCCUCUUCUUUCCCGAACUACCAAGCAUUACAAAACCCAUUCUUAACACCUUCUCUUUCCAAAAAUGAAGAACCAGAGUCCAAGUUUGUGGCUGCCUCUUCUUUCCCGAACUACCAAGCAUUACAAAACCCAUUCUUGACACCUUCUCUUUCCAAAAAUGAAGAACCAGAGUCCAAGUUUGUGGCUGCCUCUUCUUUCCCAAACUACCAAGCAUUACAAAACCCAUUCUUGACACCUUCUCUUUCCAAAAAUGAAGAACCAGAGUCCAAGUUUGUGGCUGCCUCUUCUUUCCCAAACUACCAAGCAUUACAAAACCCAUUCUUGACACCUUCUCUUUACAAAAAUGAUGAAGCAGAGUCCAAGUAUGUGACUGCCUCUUCUUUCCCUAACUACCAAGCAUUACAAAACCCCUACUCGAUACCUGCUCUGUACAAAACUGUCAACCCUAACAGUGUGGGUUCUCCGGUCUUACCUUCCGACUCUCUUGUUCCUCAAGCACAAGUUCCUGGGGCCCCUGGUGACUACAGUUAUGCUGACUUGAGGUCAACACCUGCUUACAAUCAGAACAUUGACACGCCUGAGGUCGCUGCAGCAAAGGCAGCCCACUACGCAGCAUAUAUAAAGGCUCUUGCAGCUUCCGGAACUUCAGGAUACACUCACCAAGAUUACUUAGACACCUUAAGAUCCAUACCUGCUCCGAUCGUCCCCUCUGACACUGCAGUAGUCGACACUCCCGAAGUCCAUGCUGCGAAGAUUGCACAUCAAGCUGCUCAUGCAGCCGCAAUCGCCGCGUCUGAAAAGCCCUCUGAGUAUCGCUACCGGGAGUACCAGAACUUCUUCAACCCUCCAACUGCCUAUAGAGGAAACGGAAAUGUAUGAA
Homalodisca vitripennis (glassy-winged sharpshooter) is the source of this 1213-nucleotide messenger RNA. RefSeq lists its product as uncharacterized. The record is from RefSeq and is a predicted model, not a curated record. NCBI's taxonomy places the organism in Eukaryota, Metazoa, Arthropoda, Insecta, Hemiptera, Cicadellidae. Bases 1 to 1212 code for a protein of 403 amino acids. The transcript has 2 exons.